Messenger RNA from Epithele typhae, 1461 nucleotides. RefSeq names its product glycoside hydrolase family 16 protein. Lineage: Eukaryota; Fungi; Basidiomycota; Agaricomycetes; Polyporales; Epitheliaceae. Gene Ontology annotation, cellular component: plasma membrane; endoplasmic reticulum membrane. The record is from RefSeq and is a predicted model, not a curated record. The transcript has 9 exons. Gene Ontology annotation, biological process: fungal-type cell wall organization; (1->6)-beta-D-glucan biosynthetic process. Bases 1 to 1461 code for a protein of 486 amino acids. Gene Ontology annotation, molecular function: glucosidase activity.
AUGUUCAACGGCCCCGAGGCCGACGACAAGCUCCACAACCCAGACCCGCGGCGGGAUUACAAGACCGACAAAGGCGGGAUCAUCAUCACCGCCCGCGGUUGCACGAACCUCGGCUGCAUCUUCAUCCUUGCCACCGGGAUCGUCCCGCUCAUGCCCGGCAAUUGGGCGCUCGUCGACACGGACACACCACUCGAGGUGCAGACGAAGACAGACUACGUGAGCGGGCAGACGUGGGAGCUCGUGUUCAGCGACGAGUUCAACACGGACGGGCGCACGUUCUACCCGGGCGACGACCCGUACUGGGAGGCGGUCGACCUCCACUACUGGCAGACCGGGAACCUGGAGUGGUACGACCCCUCGGCGAUCAUGACGAAGGACGGCGCGCUCGAGAUCACGCUCUCCGCGCAGGAGAACCACGACCUGAACUACACCGGCGGGCUCAUGUCCUCGUGGAACAAGUUCUGCUUCACCGGCGGGCUCGUCGAGGCCUCCGUCACGCUCCCCGGCGCGAACAACGUCAAGGGGCUCUGGCCCGCGAUCUGGGCGAUGGGCAACCUCGGGCGCGCCGGGUACGGCGCCUCGCUCGACGGCAUGUGGCCGUACUCGUACGACUCGUGCGACGUCGGCACGGUCGCGAACCAGACGAACGGCGGCCUCCCGCUCGCCGCGGCGCAGAACGGCGACAGCGGCGCGCUCUCGUUCCUCCCCGGCCAGCGCCUCUCGCGCUGCACCUGCCCCGGCGAGUCGCACCCCGGCCCGGUGCACUCGAACGGCGAGUACGUCGGGCGGUCGUCGCCCGAGAUCGACAUGUUCGAGGCCCAGAUUGGGGGGACGCCCGUGGGUACGUCGGCGGGCGGAGUGUCGCAGUCCGGGCAGUGGGCGCCGUUCAACGCGGGGUACAACGCGACCCAGACCGGCUUCAUCGUCGCGGACGACACCAAGAGCACGAUCAACUCCUACCAGGGCGGCGUGUACCAGCAGGCGACCUCCGUGGUCACCGCGACCGACCAGACCGCGUACGAGUUGAACGGCGCGGCGUUCUCGACGUACGGCUUCCAGUACAAGCCUGGGGUCGACGGCGCCUACAUCGCCUGGAUCGCCGACGGCUCGCUCGCGUGGACGAUGGAGGCCGCCGCCGUCGGGCCCGACGCGGCCACGGAGAUCAGCCAGCGCGUCGUCCCGCAAGAGCCCAUGUACCUGAUCAUGAACCUCGGGAUCUCCCCGUCCUUCGGCGCCGUCGACUUCGCCGACCUCGUCUUCCCCACCAAGAUGCGGGUGGACUGGAUACGCGUGUACCAGGACCCGAGCGCGAAGAACGUCGGCUGCGACCCGGACGACUUCCCCACCGCCGCGUACAUCGCCCAGUACCAAGAGGCGUACACGAACCCGCUGCUGACGACGUGGGUGGACGACUUCCAGCAGGUAAUCCCGAAGAACAGUUUCCUUGGGCAGUGCUCAUAG